AUGGCUGAGGCUGAGGGCACCGGACCGAAACCAACGCCGCCACCGGAGUGGCUGACCGCUGCGUACCUUGAAACGAUCCUGCGAAAGUCCGAGGGCGACAAAGAUCUGACCGUGCACAGCGUCGACAUUACGCAGGUGGGAAAACCGGGCGAAUAUCUGGCCAGCCAACCGUUCCGCGCCACGGUUGAGUAUCGGAGUGCGAAGGUGGCCGGCGGCGGCAACGCUACCAAGAAGCUGGUCGUUAAAACGCUCCCCGAGGGGGGCGUCGUCGCUGGGCCAGUAAACGGGGAGCUGUUUAAGAAGGAGGUGACAAUGUACAACGAAUUUUUGCCAAAGAUGAAACGUGUCCUCGAAGACAACGGCAAGCCGGUGAUGCUGCCGACCUGUCUGCAGUCGGCCGAGUCGCCCCGGUCUGUAAUCGUCCUGGAGGAUCUCGCACCGGCCGGCUGGAAGGGGCACGAUUUGAUCGAAAGUUUCGAGGAAGCGAAACCGGUCACGAUCGAAAUUGCACGCUUCCAUGCGGCUUCGUUUUUCCUGAGCAAGAAUAAAACCGACUUCGAAGGUUUCCAAACGGACUUGUUCAAGAAAAAGGAUCCGGUGCUCGAAUGGAUGUUUGGCAAAAAUCUAAAAGCAUUCGUCGACGCCCUGCGCACAUGGGAAGGUUGCGAGAAGUUUGUCGCUCCGUUCGAGCGCGCUACCAGCGACUAUUCCGAUCGGUUGCAUAACAUCUACAGCUACCAAACGCCCGGCCGGUUGUACAAUGUCCUCAACCACGGUGACUUCCAUGCGAAAAAUCUACUCCACCAGUUCAACGAUGAAAAUGGCAUCGUUGCGACCCGGUGA
This is a messenger RNA of Anopheles coustani, 843 nucleotides long. RefSeq lists its product as uncharacterized. The transcript is spliced from 3 exons. The record is from RefSeq and is a predicted model, not a curated record. The coding region runs from base 1 to 843 and encodes 280 amino acids. Lineage: Eukaryota; Metazoa; Arthropoda; Insecta; Diptera; Culicidae.